AUGGCGCCUGAACUCUCGUCGAACUGGAAACAGCUGCAGGCCAAGAUCAAGCAACAAUCGACCAAGUCUACAGGCCAGAAAAGGAAGGCUGAUGACGGAGCGGUAGCCGGAGCCUCACAACAAUCCUCGAAGAAGCUCAAAGGCAGUGAUUCAGGGCCCAAGCCGAAAACAAAGCCCGUCACUUCCAGGGCUAGCAACUCAAAAGAAUCUAAGAGGUCAAGCAUGGGUGCCUCGCAGUCUCAGCCUGGAAUAUCCGCAUCCCUCGCACUUUGGGCCGAAGACAACGACAUAUCGCCAGAGGCCGUCUCAGACGCGUACGGCCUGGGUGCCAAGGACAACUCGUUACUUACCGCGUCAGCUGUCCGGCCGAACGAGGGCCUCACCUGCGACAUAGAGGUUGGCAAGUACAUUGCCAUCGACUGUGAGAUGGUCGGCAUUGGAGAAGGAGGCUACGGACAUGCUUUGGCCAGAGUCAGUAUCGUUGACUUCCACGGACGUCAAGUUUACGACUCGUACGUUCGCCCUCAGGAACGAGUGGUGGACUGGAGGACAAGGAUCAGUGGCAUAGCCCCAAAGCACAUGGCGACAGCUAGAGACUUCGCAGAUGUCCAGGCCCAAGUAGGGCACCUUCUUCAUGGCCGGAUUCUCGUUGGCCAUGAUCUCAAGCACGAUCUAGACGUCUUGAUACUUGAUCACCCACGGAAAGACAUCCGAGACACGGCCAAAUUCUCCGGGUUCAAGAAGUAUGGUCACGGACCCAAGCCAGCUUUGCGAGUCCUGGCCAGGGAGAUAUUGGGUGUCGAAAUCCAGACAGGUCAGCAUUCCAGUAUCGAAGAUGCUAGAGUCGCCAUGUUGUUGUUCAGGAGAUACAAGCCGGCUUUCGACGUGGAGCAUGCCAGCCGGUACCCCGAGUUUGUCCCGAAGACAAUCGAAUCCAAGCCCAAGGCAAAGCCGAAAAAGACAAAGAAGAAGCGACGGAAUUGA
This is a messenger RNA of Diaporthe amygdali, 984 nucleotides long. RefSeq lists its product as uncharacterized. The transcript has a single exon. Gene Ontology annotation, biological process: rRNA processing; ribosomal large subunit assembly. Gene Ontology annotation, molecular function: 3'-5' exonuclease activity; nucleic acid binding. The record is from RefSeq and is a predicted model, not a curated record. The coding region runs from base 1 to 984 and encodes 327 amino acids. Gene Ontology annotation, cellular component: nucleus. NCBI's taxonomy places the organism in Eukaryota, Fungi, Ascomycota, Sordariomycetes, Diaporthales, Diaporthaceae.